GGGAAGAGGCUCGGGCGAGCAUGCGCGGUAGCCGCGCUGGCGUUGCUCGUCGGAAGCGUCGCAACGAGCGGGGUGCUAUGGAGGAACGGGGUACCUGUCUGGGCCGCUGAAGCGCAUUCUCCUUGGCCAACCACCUGAUUCCUGUGUUUGGGCCCCCUGCUGAAAGUCACCAUGUCAGGAGCUGGAAGCAAGCGGGCCGCUGGAGAUGGAGGAGCAGGACCUCCUGAGAAGAAAGCCAACCGGGAGGAGAAGACUACCACCACUCUGAUUGAGCCUAUCCGGCUUGGGGGCAUCUCUUCCACGGAGGAGAUGGACCUCAAGGUGCUUCAGUUCAAGAAUAAGAAGCUGGCAGAAAGGCUGGAGCAGCGGCAAGCCUUUGAGGAUGAGUUGCGUGAGCGCAUAGAGAAGCUGGAGAAGAGGCAGGCCACUGAUGAUGCGACCCUCUUGAUUGUCAACCGCUACUGGAAGCAGCUAGAUGAAACAGUGCAGGUCCUCCUAAGACGUUACGAUGGAGACUGUGGGCAGGUCCCAGAGGAGCCCAAAUUGGAAAUCCCAGGAUCAGAUUUGGAAGCUGUUCUCUUAGAGAGUUCUGAAAGGAGAGAGGCAGUGCUGUCCCCCGUUACGCCCCCUGCCCCCUGGAAGGCUGGGGACCUUGUGCUGAAUGAGCCAUCCCUUUCCUUCUUGGCCACCUUGGCCAGCAGCAGCAAUGAAGAAAUCGAGCUGCAGCUCCAAGAACGCAUGGAGUUCUCCAAAGCCGCUGUCUCCCGCAUUGUGGAGGUUUCUGACAAGAUCCACCGGCGCACAGAGGAGCUCUGCCAGAAGAUCCAUGCUCGGGUGGAGUUUGACCAACUGGAAGAAGUUGUGAAGGCCCUCAACAAGGAACUGACGAGAGAGAACCGGCAUCUGCAGGACCUAAUCACCCAGCUGCAGGAGAAACACCAUAAAAUUUCAUUGGAGUACACAGAACUGCAGGACAAAGUGACUUCAUCAGAGACCAAAGUGCUGGAAAUGGAAACAACUAUUGAGGACCUGCAAUGGGACAUCGAGAAGCUGCGCAAACGGGAACAGAAGAUCAACAAGCACCUGGCAGAAGCGUUGGAGCAGCUGAAUUCAGGUUACUAUGCAUCAGGCAGUUCUGGUGGGUUCCAGGGUGGCCAGAUCACCCUUAGCAUGCAGAAGUUUGAGAUGUUGAAUGCAGAGCUGGAAGAAAAUCAAGAACUUGCCAACAGUCGCAUGGCAGAGCUGGAGAAAUUGCAGCAAGAAAUGCAGCAGGCUGUUAGAACUAAUGAGAAGCUUAAGGUGGCGCUGCGGAGUCUUCCCGAAGAGGCCGUGAAGGAGACUCUGGAGUACAAAGUGCUACAGUCCCAGUUCUCACUGCUGUACAAUGAGAGCCUGCAGGUGAAAACACAGCUCGAUGAGGCCCGGGCCCUGCUUCUCACCACCAAGAACAGCCACCUGCGCCACAUCGAGCACAUGGAGAGUGAUGAGCUGAAUGUGCAGAAGAAGCUGCGGACGGAGGUGAUCCAGCUGGAGGACACCCUGGCUCAGGUGCGCAAGGAGUACGAGAUGCUGCGCAUCGAAUUUGAGCAGAACCUGGCAGCCAACGAGCAAGCUGGUCCCAUCAACCGGGAGAUGCGCCACCUCAUUAGCAGCCUCCAGAAUCAUAACCAUCAGCUGAAGGGAGACGUGCAACGGUAUAAGCGCAAACUGCGGGAGGUGCAGGCUGAGAUCAACAAGGUUCGCAUGCAACAGAGUGGGUUUCCUUCUGGUUUGGCCGCUGUACCUCCAACCCCAGGAAACGAAGACUCUGGGGGGCCACUGGGCCCCCCUGGGGUAGCCCCUCUUAAAGAGGAGGAGGAAACAGCACCCUCCGAAGUAAAGAAGGAACUCAAGGAGGUGCAAGUAAAGAAGGAGCCCAAGGAAGAGGUGGUGUCUCCUCAGCUGCUUGGGAACCCUGAGGGAGUGAAAAAGGAAGAAGAGGAGACCUCUGCCCCCCAGCCUCCCACUCCUCAGCCACCGCCACCACCCCGUGCCAAGGAGCCUGAGCGGUCCAAGGGACGUGGUGGAGACCGGGGCGUUGACCGUGAGAGGUCACGGGAUCGUGACAAAGAGGCCUCUUCUUCCUCCUCCUCUUCCUCCUCCUCUUCUUCAAGGGAUCGGGAGAAGCAGAAAGGUGGCGGAGGUAGCGAAGAUGCCAAGAAGAAAGAUUCAGAUCUGCUCAAGCAGCUACGAACUGAACUCAAAAAGGCUCAGGAGAGCCAGAAGGAGAUGAAGCUUCUCUUGGACAUGUACAAGUCAGCACCCAAGGAACAGCGGGACAAAGUGCAACUCAUGGCAGCCGAGAAGAAAACCAAAGCUGAGGUGGAAGAGCUGCGGGUGAGGAUCCGUGAACUGGAGGAGAAGGAGAAGAAAGAGAGCAAGAAAAUGGCCGAUGAGGAUGCCUUACGUAAGAUCAAGUUGGCCGAGGAACAAAUUGAGCAUCUGCAGAAAAAGCUGGCAGCAACCAAGCAGGAGGAAGAGGCUCUGCUCUCAGAGAUGGACGUGACGGGCCAAGCUUUUGAGGACAUGCAAGAGCAGAACAUGCGACUAAACCAGCAGCUGCGCGAGAAGGAUGACGCCAACUUCAAGCUGAUGUCAGAGCGCAUCAAAUCCAACCAGAUUCACAAGCUCCUGCGGGAGGAGAAGGAAGAACUGGCUGAGCAGGUGCUGGCCCUCAAGUCUCAGGUGGACACGCAGCUCUUAGUAGUGCAAAAGCUGGAGGAGAAGGAGCGAGUUCUGCAGGGCAAUAUGGGCACCGUGGAGAAAGAGCUCACCUUGCGCAGCCAGGCUCUGGAGCUCAACAAGAGGAAGGCAGUGGAGGCAGCCCAGCUGGCGGAAGACCUGAAGGUGCAGCUGGAGCACGUGCAGGCUAAACUGAAGGAGAUCCAGACCUGCAUGGCUGAGAACCGGGCAGCCAAAGAGAAGGAGUCUUUCAACCUCAAAAGAGCUCAGGAGGACAUAUCUCGCCUUCGGCGCAAACUGGAAAAACAGCGCAAAGUGGAGGUGUAUGCAGAUGCUGAUGAGAUCUUACAGGAGGAGAUCAAGGAGUACAAGGCUAAGCUCACGUGUCCGUGUUGCAACACGCGCAAGAAGGACGCCGUCCUCACCAAAUGCUUCCACGUCUUCUGCUUCGACUGUGUCAAGACGCGCUACGACACCCGCCAGCGGAAAUGCCCCAAGUGCAAUGCCGCCUUUGGUGCCAAUGACUUCCACCGGAUCUACAUCAGCUGAGCAUCUGGCCCUGUUUCCCCUAACUUGCCCUUCCAUCCGUGGACUACCCAGGGGUCUCGUGGUUUACCUUAUCAAGACCAGCCUUAGAUCCACCAGGACCUGUUCCACCUUUUCUUGGGCUCUAGUCUGGGGAUCCCUUCAGUCGUCCAAGGUACUUCCUGAGGUCCCUGUUCAAGUGGAUCCCUAUCCCCGAAAUACCCCCUCUCUUCUCCCUGCCGAGUACCUUCCUGAGCCUGCUCACAGAUUUUCCUUUGGGUAUCACUGGAUCCUUUCCCUGGAUCCCGAAGAACUUGUUCCAUUGCUCUUCUUCCUUUCAGCCUUCCCUGAAGAGGCUCUCCAACUUGCCUUGGAAUUCAGUGGUUUCUCUUCAAGCAUUUUACAAACUUAACACAGGAUCCUCAAUCGCUGGCUGCUGGGAGCAGUCAUGCAGCUCUAAUGCCCCCUCUUGAAAAUGGCAUUCCUAUUUUUUAAGGAUUUCAAGAACUGCUUGAGUGUUUUGGAAAUAAAUGUAGGGGUGGUCUGCCCCUGCAAGAUUCCUCUCUGUUCC
Messenger RNA from Python bivittatus (Burmese python), 3817 nucleotides. It is a transcript of the gene RNF40, whose product is annotated as ring finger protein 40. Gene Ontology annotation, cellular component: nucleus; HULC complex. Lineage: Eukaryota; Metazoa; Chordata; Lepidosauria; Squamata; Pythonidae. The record is from RefSeq and is a predicted model, not a curated record. Gene Ontology annotation, molecular function: ubiquitin protein ligase activity; metal ion binding.